Molecule: messenger RNA, 2144 nt
Organism: Moneuplotes crassus
Lineage: Eukaryota; Ciliophora; Spirotrichea; Euplotida; Euplotidae
Source: the annotation of a GenBank genome assembly
AUGAGCAGUGAGGAAGACAUCAGCGGAUCUGAUACAUCUGAACUAGAGGACCUAGAGGAAAUUUUAAAACUUAAGAAGCGGAUCAUGAAGAUUAAGAGGAAGAGGUCACGGUCGAUCAAUAGAGCAUCUGGCAAGCAAGAUAAAAUUGUAUUAAUGUCAAAUAAGGAGAGAAAUAGUAGUAGGAAAAGGAGUAGAGAACAGAGGGGGAGCAAACCAAGAAAUCGCCCAGCAUCAAGAUCCGGCUCAAACGAUACCAUAACUUCCUUUAACCCAAUUCUCGGGUUCAGCGAAAGUGAACCUAAGCGAAAGCGACUCAGAGAUGAGUACUCUGAGUAUGUCCGCAAUCAAAUAAAAGAGAACGAGAAAAGCAAAUCUAGAUCUAGAAAGCAUGUCCGAAUUGAUGAAAGCAAUCAUGAUAUAAUUUCUUUGUCAAAUCUGAAGAAUGAUUACGCUCAUAAGCAAAGAUACAAGCACAGUUAUUUUAAGUACAGAGAUGAUCACUCUAGUAGCUCUCGUUUUAGAAACCCAGAGGAGAGUUUUUCAAUGAUAAAAGUAGAAGAUCCUGUUCAUCAAGAGAAGUACAAAGAUGAUAAUGAAAGUCUCAAUAGAAGAGAGGACUCUCCAACCGGCACACUCAUCUCCAUUCUGCCUCACGAGCAUGAGUCUCCUCUCCAAAAGGAGAGUAAGAAGAAGGCUCUUGCUUCAGAGUUGAAAGCACAGAUUGAACUGAAGAAAGAAAUCAAGAGAAAAGAAAAAGAAGCCAAGAAGAAUUUGGAUUAUCAAUAUCUGUAUGAAUACAUUCAAUCAAAUCCCUUUGGCAAGAUGGGUGCUGGAGCACCUCUCAGAGACCAUAAAGGGCACAUUGUGGCUCAUAGACUAAAGAUCAUGGAUGAUGCAGCUGCAAAAUCUUUUCACCAAUCAUUUUACAACCAAAAGUUUGAUGAUGAUGCUUCCAACGCAGAUGAUGUUAGUGAGAGGAAGUCAAAGAUACAGAACCUUAACGAGACUGAGAUCGGCCUGCAAUUCCUCUCAUGGAACAACCAAGAGAAGAAACGCAAGGAGAUGCUACAGGAAGAAUGGAAACAUGAGCUAGAUGAGCAGGCAAACCUGCUCAAAUAAACGCAAAGAGGAGGACAAGAAGAAAAAACUAAUCCAUGACCUCAAGCUUGAGGAGAAAAUCAAAAAGGAUCUCAGGGAGCUGAGCGAGGAAUUUGAGAGGGACACAGGCAAUAAGAGCAACAAGUAUAAUAACUAUAGCGUGGGAAAGGAAACCUCUAUCAAUUAUGUUGUCCCAAAGAGAAGAAAACAUAAUAAGACUUCAGAGUACUUUAAGUCAAGAAUCUCAUCCAAGGAUGAUAGUAAUGAUAGAAUGAAUGACUUCAAAGGCCUGGAGGAUGAGGAUGAUAACGAUGUCAGAAGCCGUAUCGACCAAGGAUAUAACAAUGAUGUUAAUAUUAGAAAUCUAAAGGAAGACUUGAGGAGAAGAGAAGGGGCAGUUGAUCAAAGAAUUCAUUCAAUGAAAGAAAAUUAUAUUAUUCAGAAAGCAGAGUUUAAAAGCACUCUCGAUAGUUUACUCAAACUGCAGAAAGAUAUGGAGCAAAAGAAUCAGGAUAGGAGGACUUCUAAUAAUGAUUUCUAUACAACACUAGCUAAUGAGAAUAGGUCUCUCUUGAACAACCUAAGAAGUGGUACAAGAGGGAAUUUUAGAGGUGACUAUAGCUUUAGUCAAUCUUUACCUCCAUACCCAGGGAGUUCUUACAAAACUCCCUAUGAACAAAGAUUUGGGAUCCAGCAGAACAUAAGAGAAACUCCAAAUAUUCAUCAUGAAAGUGUCUUCGUUAAUCCUGAAGGUCGUCAGAAUCGGCAAGAAUCCACUAACGAAGUGCUGGAUGACUUACUUAAUUCCUAUGGUGGACAGAAUAAUGGAAAUUUCUCAUUACCGAUUCCAAAGAGUAGUUUGAGACAUCAGACAAAUGAUUCGCAAAUGGAUCAGUCUUACAACGAGGAUUUGUUCAAUAUGGAUGAAAGCCAAGUAGUGGAUGGGAACCCAGAAGACAGUCUUAACCAACUAGUCAACGAAGUGGAGGAGUCCAACAAGAAUCUACAAGAGGUCGCUUAAGUUUUCAAUAAAGCAAUCAAUGAUA